AGGAAUGAUGCAUACACGAGUGCGUAUGAUUAUCUCAAAUUUUUUAAUUUUAAUUCAUUACAAUAUCAUGCCUCCAAAAGCAGAAGAAGAGAUGUUGAUAAAUGAGAAUUUUAAAAUGAAGGAACAAUAUCUGACUUUUAAGCUGGUAGAAGUUCCUCUACCUUACUGUGUUGAUCAUGAAAAGAUGAUUCUCAAACCAGCAACAAAUCCAUUAUAG
Dentiscutata erythropus is the source of this 217-nucleotide messenger RNA. The record is from the annotation of a GenBank genome assembly. NCBI's taxonomy places the organism in Eukaryota, Fungi, Glomeromycota, Glomeromycetes, Diversisporales, Gigasporaceae.